AUUAUCAAAACCAGAAGAAAUGGGUAACACUUUGUUAUUUCUUUUCGCUAGUAUUUUUUGUAUGAUCAGUCACGGCGAAGCAAUCUGUUGUGGAGAAAUCAAGUCGAUAGUGGACAAGAAGAUUGAGGCAGAAAAAGUGCUGUGCGCUCCAGGAAACAAUCUCCCUCCAGGCUGUUGCAGAGAUAUUUUGAAAGCAGUUGAAGAGUAUAGUGCUGCAUAUGAAGCUAUUUGUGUGAACAAUACAGUUCCAUGCAUAGACCCCAAGCCAUUGGGAAUGCAAAGCGGCAAAAUACCCGAUUCGGCAAUCACAGCAUCGUCAACCUUUGGUAGUUCUUAUUAUCCUUACUUCGCAAGAUUGAAUAAGACUGGCAGUUCUUGUUGUUGGGCACCAACUGCAGCAGGAAGAGUUGGCUCGUGGUUACAAGUUGAUCUUGGACAAAACACAACUGUCAUAGGAUUUUCAACUCAAGGAACAUGUUAUAGCCAUGUAGAGUGGGCGAUCUCUUACUCGAUUUCUUACAGCAACAAUGGUGGUACUUGGACUCUUUAUGAAGAGUCAGGGACUGCAAAGGUUUUUCAAGGCAACCAAGACCAAAACUCCAUUGUUAACCACACAUUUAAAACUGGAAUCAAAGCUCGAUACAUUCGUGUGUUGCCGAAAUCAUGGAAAAACUAUCCUACAAUGAGACUCGAGUUGUACGGUUGUUACUGAGUAGAACGUGCAUGAAACAUCCUUAGAGUAAAUUUCCAAUAGUUGCUUAAAGGCGGUAAUCACAGACUGGUUUAGCUUUAAUUUGUAGACUAGCUUGAAUGUUUAAUCUAAUAACUAAACAAUAAAUGAAAUUGGCAUCUAUAUUGUUUUGCAAAAAUCGACUACUUUAACUAUAUUU
Dendronephthya gigantea is the source of this 890-nucleotide messenger RNA. RefSeq names its product lactadherin-like. The transcript is spliced from 3 exons. Lineage: Eukaryota; Metazoa; Cnidaria; Anthozoa; Malacalcyonacea; Nephtheidae. The record is from RefSeq and is a predicted model, not a curated record. Bases 20 to 712 code for a protein of 230 amino acids.